AUGGAGGAGCUGAGCAGCGUGGGCGAGCAGGUCUUCGCCGCCGAGUGCAUCCUGAGCAAGCGGCUCCGCAAGGGCAAGCUGGAGUACCUGGUCAAGUGGCGCGGCUGGUCUUCCAAACACAACAGCUGGGAGCCGGAGGAGAAUAUCCUGGACCCACGGCUGCUCCUGGCCUUCCAGAAGAAGGAACACGAGAAGGAGGUGCAGAACCGGAAGAGAGGCAAGCGGCCCAGGGGCAGGCCAAGGAAGCACACAGUGAUGUCCUCCUGUAGCCGGCACUCCAAGCUCAAGGAACCUGACACCACCUCCAAGUGCAAGUCCAGCAGCUCCUCCUCGUCCUCCACAUCCUCCUCCUCGUCCUCAGAUGAAGAGGACGACAGCGACCUGGACGCCAAGAGGGGCCCCCGGGGCCGGGAGACCCACCCAGUGCCUCAGAAGAAGGCCCAGAUCCUGGUGGCCAAGCCCGAACUGAAGGACCCCAUCCGGAAGAAGCGGGGCCGCAAGCCCCUGCCACCAGAGCAGAAGGCGGCCCGGAGGCCCGUGAACCUGGCCAGGGUGCUGAAGACUGCCCGGAAGGACCUGGGCGCGCCCGCCAGCAAGCUGCCCACUCCGCUCAGCGCCCCCGUGGCCGGCCUGGCGGCCCUGAAGGCCCACGCCAAGGAGGCCUGCGGGGGCCCCAGCAGCAUGGCCACCCCGGAGAACCUGGCCAGCCUGAUGAAGGGCAUGGCCAGCAGCCCCAGCCGGGGCGGCAUCAGCUGGCAAAGCUCCAUCGUGCAUUACAUGAACCGCGUGACCCACGGCCAGGCCCAGGCCGCCAGCAGGCUGGCGCUCAAGGCCCCCAGCAAGUGUAGCCUUGGGCUGGACCUCAAGGUGAGGACGCAGAAGGGGGAACUGGGGUUCAGUCCCCCAGGAAGCAAACUCACAAAGGCCCCCAGCAGCGGGGCUAUGGAGCAGAAAGGGGGGAGUACAGGGGUGCCCCCACACAUCCACAGUGGCAAGGUGCCUGCCAGUUGCCUGGGCCCCCAGCCUGCACCCACCCAGGAGCUGAGCCUCCAGGUCUUAGACUUACAGAGUGUCAAGAAUGGCACACCUGGGGUGGGCAUGGUCGCCCGCCAUGCCACAGCCACCAAGGGUGUCCCUGCCACCGCGCCGAGCACUGGGAAGGGUGCCGGGGCUGGCGCGCUGACCGACACCAGCAAGGGUGAGAAGCUGGCCCCCAGGGCUGCAGCCCUGCCCACCCCUGCAAGCAAGAGGGACUGUGUGAAGGGCACGGCAGCCCCCGGAGGGCAGGAGGGCCCCGGGGCCCAGGCAGACGCACGCAAAGCGGCCGCGCUGGCUGAGGUGAGCACCGGCGAGGACAACAGCAGCUCGGACUCGGACCCUGACUCGGCCUCAGCAGCCGGUGCCGAGCAGAACCUGUCUGUGUCCGUGCAGACCAGCCAGGACUGGAAGCCCACCCGCAGCCUCCUCGAGCACGUCUUUGUCACCGACGUCACUGCCAAUCUCAUCACGGUCACGGUGAAAGAGUCCCCCACCAGCGUGGGCUUCUUCAACCUGAGGCAUUACUGACACUGUGGGGGCCAGGGCCGGGGCCUCCCCUGCCCUCUGGCCUCUGGCUUUGCUCCAGUACGUGAGCUGCACC
Molossus molossus (Pallas's mastiff bat) is the source of this 1639-nucleotide messenger RNA. RefSeq names its product chromobox 2 (gene CBX2). Bases 1 to 1566 code for a protein of 521 amino acids. Gene Ontology annotation, cellular component: PRC1 complex; heterochromatin. Gene Ontology annotation, biological process: negative regulation of transcription by RNA polymerase II. The transcript has 5 exons. Lineage: Eukaryota; Metazoa; Chordata; Mammalia; Chiroptera; Molossidae. The record is from RefSeq and is a predicted model, not a curated record.